UUACAUGUGAUUAUUGCACAUCCACAACAACACUCAACUCCAUAAAAAUGGCGCUUCCUAAUGCAGUAGUAGAUUCCAGGCAAGAGCUUCUGGAUGCUCAAUCCCAUGUUUGGAAUCUCAUAUACAACUACAUAAGCUCAAUGUCCCUCAAAUCCGCGAUUCAAUUAGGCAUACCCGAUGCCAUCCACAAACACAAUAAACCAAUUACACUUCCUCAACUAGCCGACGCCCUCUCCAUCAACAAAGCCAAAUCCCCCGCCCUCUUUCGCCUGAUGCGAAUUCUAGUCCAUUUCAACAUCUUCAAACAUGAGGAAGAGGCCUACUCGCUCACAAGGGCUUCGCGUCUCUUGUUGAGAGACGGGCCCUUGAGCUUCGCCCCUCUCGCACUUGUCGGGAUUGAUGCGAUCAUGGUGGAUCCAUUCCAUCAUAUGGCCGAAUGGUUUAAAGAUGAAUUCCCAACUCCGUUCUUCACCAGAAACGGAAAAACCAUGUGGGAGUUUGGAGAGAAUGAUGAGGGUUGGAACAAAGUGUUUAAUGAUGGAAUGUCUAGUGAUUCACAUAUUGUGAACAGCAUACUUGUUAAUGAAUGCAAGCAUGUUUUUGAGGGUUUGAAGAGUGUGGUGGAUGUUGCUGGGGGCACCGGGGUGGUGGCCAAGGCGGUAGCUGGGGCGUUUCCGGACAUUAAAUGCGUUGUGCUCGACCUUCCACAAGUGGUUGAUGGGCUUAAGGGAUCUGAGAAUCUGAGGUUUGUGGGUGGUGACAUGUUUGAGUUCAUUCCUCCUGCUGAUGCUGUUAUACUCAAGUGGAUACUCCACAACUGGAGUGUAGAAGAUUGUGUUAGGAUAUUGAAAAAAUGCAAAGAAGUAAUAGGUGGGAUUGGGAAUGGUGGGAAAGUGAUAAUUGUGGAUAUGGUUGUGGAUUGUGAGAAACAAGAGCAUAGUGCCUUUCAAACUCAGCUGCUUUUUGAUGUGUUGAUGAUGACUGUGUUGGCCGGAAAAGAGAGAACUGAGAAAGAGUGGGCUCACCUCUUUUCUUCAGCUGGCUUCCAAAAUUAUAAAAUCACUCCUAUCUUAGGAUUGAGGUCUGUAAUUGAAGUAUUUCCAUGAUUAUCUAAUAAUGUUGGUGUAUGUUUCGAUACUAGCUAAUUCUUCAAUUUGUAGUAGUAUAUCAUAAUUUAUCUUUUUA
Molecule: messenger RNA, 1185 nt
Organism: Salvia splendens (bonfire salvia)
Lineage: Eukaryota; Viridiplantae; Streptophyta; Magnoliopsida; Lamiales; Lamiaceae
Product: 8-hydroxyquercetin 8-O-methyltransferase-like
Exons: 2
Coding region: 48-1106 (352 amino acids)
Molecular function (GO): protein dimerization activity; O-methyltransferase activity
Source: RefSeq, a predicted model, not a curated record